AUGAUAAGUCCAAAUUUCAGAGUCUUAAGAUUUCAUAGCCCUUGGAGUCAAUUGGUUGAAAGUACGUCAGCAUCACAAAUAGCUACAUGUCUAGUGACUUUUGUUCACAGACAAGAAUUGCUGCAGGGCGCCUAUCAGAAAACCGCCUUGGCUUCCCUUCUUGUCCUUGCCAUCAGCGUGCCACUGUCUAAUGCUGGUUGCUCCUUUGAGCCAUUGAAGCCAGUGAAAUCUAAUGGGGAGAUCAUAGGCUGCCGUGACUCGAAAGGAAAGACACAUUUAAUGGGUUCCAGAUGGAUGAUGGGUAGCUGCUUGCGUUGCUACUGUUUUGAGGAUGGAAUUGAAUGCUGCAACAACCAUCCACGUCCUGCUAACUACGAUACAGAGAAGUGCAUAAGCAUUUUCAACAAGGUGACCUGCACUUUUAAAGUGGUGGAGAAAGAUGAUCACUCAAAAGUAUGCCCAGUCCAUGGAUGGGUAAUUUAA
This is a messenger RNA of Apaloderma vittatum (bar-tailed trogon), 483 nucleotides long. Its product is annotated as beta-microseminoprotein-like. The transcript has 5 exons. Bases 1 to 483 code for a protein of 160 amino acids. The record is from RefSeq and is a predicted model, not a curated record. Lineage: Eukaryota; Metazoa; Chordata; Aves; Trogoniformes; Trogonidae.